AUGGAUUAUAUUACCUCAAAAUUCAAGAACCCAUUUCACAAAAGCGAUGUGUCCAACCUUAACAGUUCUCCAUCUAUACCAGAUGGCCUUACACCUGAACAGACAACCAUCUACAAAGAUAUCAUACGUAUAGUCUCUGCACGUUCCCAGGGCUAUGAGAUUCCACACGUUGUUGUCAUCACGGAUAUCGGCAAAGACUAUGAUGACCUGACUGCCAUGAUACUUUUGAAGGAACUCCAUCGCCUGGGCGCUAUAAAACUCGAAGGGUUUAUCGCUAAUCUGACUCCAGAGGAUUUGAGGGCACACCUCGCACGUAAAGCUCUCGACCUCCUCGGACUUAGGGACAUACCUGUUGGUCGAGGGACUAAAGGUGAACCACCCAUCCCCAAAAAGGACGGGGACACGUACAAACCACCGCCGGCUUAUGAGUUCCCUGAAGGGAUUAUGGGGAAGGAACCAUAUCCUGCUCAAAAGAAAGGAAUAGAUCUCUUGCGGCAGCUUGUUAAAAACGCCAAGAAAAGCGGUUAUAAAUUAACCUUCUUGCUUCUAUCUUCGCUACAAGACAUAACCGAGUUCAAGAGAUCAUUACAACGAUAUUCCAACUCACAAUCACUACUUUUGGAGCAGAUUACAUCCAAGGUCAUCCUACAAGGCGCUUAUCACCUCAAAACUAAGUAUCACCUCAAAACUAAGCGACGUUACUCUCUAUACACAGCAAGCCCCCAACGCUACACAGUCCUCGUAGCCGAUAGCGUAGCUAAUAAUGACGCCAUGCGAUCAGAUGCCGAAGAGUUCCAUAACUUCCUAUACCAACAAGGAGUCCCUUCAGUCGUGUAUACCAGGAAUGCAGCCUUCGAGACCCCCCUCACUUAUACGAUAUUCAAGGAUCUAGCCGCUACAAAACACCCCUUAGGAGUCGCCUUAUACGACAUUGAGAAACGUCAGAAUCUAGCCUACUAUGCGGGUGCUUGCAGGGUAGAUGGCGAGGGAAACCCUAACCCGGUUGUCGAAGGACGCAAUCAAAAGUGGUUCUUGGAAAACCGAAGCACGUUCUACGACAACCCUCUUCUAGAUAAGGAGAUCCUCCCCGAUCCGAGCCCCGAAAAAGAAGCCAUACUUCCUUUUUGCAAGGUUAUAGUCUACGAUGCGUUAGCAGCGCUUGGUACAUCAGGCGACGACAUUCUAGAUGCUUUAGAUGUCCUGCGAGAUCCUGACUAUGACAAUGCGAUAGUCCAUAGCAAGCUACAUCGUGUCGUGGGAAUCGAUCCGGAAAUUCGUAAGCAAGCCGCUAUCGAGAAUCGCAUCCCAUUGGCCGAUGAGCAAGCCUCAGCGUCGCUCGCAGGCACCAAUCCGGAGAGGAUGAAGAACGUGAUUGAAGCUCUUUUGAUUGGAAGCUUGCUGGCAUCUAACGCUGAGAAUGCUUCAAAAAGGAUUAGGCAUUGA
Molecule: messenger RNA, 1443 nt
Organism: Sclerotinia borealis F-4128
Lineage: Eukaryota; Fungi; Ascomycota; Leotiomycetes; Helotiales; Sclerotiniaceae
Source: the annotation of a GenBank genome assembly